AUGUAUACGGCGGAGGAGAUACAAAUCCGUCCGCCCCAGUUUCCCGAUACCAACACGAUGUAUCGCUGGGCGUCGUGGGCCCGCGCCCUCGUGAUUGACUUCUAUGGCUACAUCGCGAACCACCAUCUAGCGGUGCAGUUCCACCAUCCCCCGGCUGAGUUCGACAUCCAACCCGUUCUCGUCCGGCUUUCGAUGUCGAUGUACCACCUCUCCGGAAAUGACCGUGUCCCAGCCUCCCUCCGACCCCUCCUUGCCAAUCUGGAGGCCGACCUUCGCCGCCCAGCACAGAUCCAUCCCAGUGGGCCAUCUGCAAUUGCUGCCCCCUUUACGCGCCCCAAGGCCAAUAUACCGUGGUCCGUGGAAAGCACGCUCUUUGACGACGGGCCGCCUGAGGAUUGGCAAGGGCCCGUGAUGACGAUCAAUGGUGAGGAUCAAUACGAGUUUGAAUCCAUCACUGGCCAUGAUGUUAUGGUGGAUGGCACCACCCACUACUGGGUCAAAUGGGCGGGUUGGCCGCACCCGUUCCUCGAGCCAGCGGCAAACUUCGCAAGCUCUCCUGCGGAGGCUGCGUAUUGGGCCAGAGUACGGGCCCCCUUCUAA
This is a messenger RNA of Rhodofomes roseus, 600 nucleotides long. RefSeq lists its product as uncharacterized. The record is from RefSeq and is a predicted model, not a curated record. The transcript is spliced from 4 exons. Bases 1 to 600 code for a protein of 199 amino acids. Lineage: Eukaryota; Fungi; Basidiomycota; Agaricomycetes; Polyporales; Fomitopsidaceae.